GCAGGAUAUGAUUAUGAUGAGGAGACAUUUGAAAAGAUCUUUAAACGCAUAUAUGCAACCUUUGGUUCUGCUGCACCUUACACUAUAUUCCCGGAUUCUCAACCAUUCCUUAGGUGGCUUCGUUCUACUGGUGUUACAGUUGGGCUUGUUAGCAAUGCUGAAUAUCGGUAUCGGGACGUAAUCCUUCCAGCCCUAGGCUUGAAUCAGGGAUCUGAGUGGGAUUUUGGAGUAUUCUCUGGCCUAGAAGGUGUAGAAAAACCAGACCCAAAGAUAUAUAAAAUUGCAUUGGAGAGAGCUGGAAAUGUUGCUCCAGAAGAAGUUCUUCACAUAGGAGACAGCAUCAGGAAAGAUAUUAUUCCUGCAAGGAGUGUGGGGAUGAAUACGAUAUUGCUCGACCGGUUCAAGACAUCUGAUGCUGAAAAUUGGAGGAAAUCUGGAGAGACUGUGCUACCCGACCUUAACGCAGUAAAAGAUUGGCUCACUUCUCACCGUGAUUCCAUUCCUAAGUAAGUAGCUGGUUGUCGAC
Molecule: messenger RNA, 526 nt
Organism: Cuscuta epithymum
Lineage: Eukaryota; Viridiplantae; Streptophyta; Magnoliopsida; Solanales; Convolvulaceae
Source: the annotation of a GenBank genome assembly